AUGCAGAGCAACGGCACGGAUAGCGCCGAGAACGGCGUCGACAGGACCGGCUGGACCUCCAAGCAAAAAAGCGUCGACGUGACGGCCAACCAGGACGAGAUAUCGGGCCACGAGACCUUCCAGCUUGAGUUCAACCGGGCGACGAAGCGCUGGUACGUGCGGACGAUGCAGGACCGUUACUGGAGUCUCGAGUCGGGCGGCGGUAUCCAGGCUGCCGAGCACAAGCGCUCCUCCAACGCCCUUUUCGACAUGAUUUGGCAGCAGGAAGACGGCACGGUGGCCCUGCGCGCCAACAACGGCAGAUACGUGGCGACCAAGCGCUCGGGGCACCUGUACGCCAACGCCGACGACAUAAACGCAGUCGACAACGACGCGUCCAAGUAUUACUUUUACCUGAUGAACCGGCCGGUCCUCGUACUUAGGUGCGAGCAGGGCUUCGUUGGCCCGAAGAGCGCGGCCGGUCCCAAGCUCGAGUGCAACAAGGCCGCCUACGAGACCAUACGGGUCGAGAGGUGCGAGCGCGGCGUCGUCAGGUUCAAAGGUCAGAACGGCAAGUACUGGCACGUGGACAGCGAAGGCGUGACCGUGGACUCGGACGCCCCGGGCUGCGGUUUCUACCUUGAGUUGCGCGAGCCCUCCCGGCUGGCGAUCAAGUGCACGGACGGGCGUUACCUGGCGGCUGGCAAGAACGGGGCCCUCCGUCUCGGCGAGGCUGACUUCGCCUCGGCCACCUUGUGGGAGUUUUAACGAGAUACGGUCCACUACUUACUUAUACCCACUCCUCGUUCGCUUAUUUAUUAAUUUUUCACAGUUUUUCAUGGGUAUUUUUUUUUUUUUUUUCUUUUUCUCUCCUUUGACAUAAUAUGCUACAUAAAUGAAAGACGAGUCGCUCACGAGCUCCAAUAUGCUUAUAACUUGUGUAUGUAUUCAUUAUCACAUAUACAUAUUAUAUUAGUGCUACAAUACCAUGCAUAUACACAUAAUAUUAUACAGGCGCGAAGCGAAGCGUGAUAGCGUAAAGCUUGGGUGAAAAGUGUGUGUGUGUGUUAAUUGUGAUCGAUGUGAUUACGUUGUAUAGAUAUAUGAGAAGACACGACACGUGAGGUAAGAAGGGUCAUUGACGUUUGCGCGCGCGUGCAACUUUUUUUAUUUUCUUCUUCCUUUUUUUCUUUUCUUGUAUACAAUAAUUCGUUAAAUUAUUAUACACUAGUAUACAUAAACAUACACACGCACACACACAUAUGUAUGCAUAGAUACAGGGUGACGUCUUUGCCGCCUGUAUAUGGGUGUAUGUUUGUACUUUCGUCCUGUAAGGGUGAAAAAUCGAGAAAAAAAAAUUGAUGUACUACUGAUGAUUUUGUACCCCGAGGCAAUUAUUUUCUAAAGAUUUUUGGAAAUCGUAUUUACAACAAGAUAUUUUGUAUGAUGUGUUUUUGUACGGAGGACAAAAGAAAACAAUCAUAAGCAGUUAGUGAUUCGACGUAUGCGAUAAUUUAGUGUUUAAUUAUUAUUUAAUUCAGUGUAAAUUCCUACAAAGGAAUACGGCGUCACCUAAGAAACAUACAUUUACCUAACAUAUAUAUUUAUUGGGCGCAUUUGGAUUUUUGCACUGCUGAUGAGGUAUCGCAUAAAAGCGUAACAAUAUUGUUCUCUUUUUUACGGGAAAAGGAGGUAAAAACAUUUGCUUUUUUGCAAUACUCCGAACUCUUAAGGAAUUGAAAUGAACUUGCAGUUGUAUAUGAGUGUAAUCAACUGCGAGCGAGAGCCAACUUUGAAUCAAUCCAUUCCAAUUCGAUACUUUUUUUUAUAUAUGUAUAUUUUACAUACUUACAAAUAUAUAUACACGUGCAUUUUUAUACCGAAUAGAUUUUAUUCAGGAGAGAGAGUUCGCUUAGCAAAACAAUUCGAAAAAAAAAAAAAAAAAAUCGAAUGAUGCAUUGUUCAUUUUUAUAAAAAAGCAAAGCUUAUAAGUUACUAGAUAAACAAUAAGUUUUUCGAAUAACUGAAUUUUGCUCAUUUUUUAUACGUCCGAUCGUUGCACAUCUGCUACUGAUCGUUUAUACAAGAAGUUUCGCCUUUUGUGUAAAUAUAUACUCUUAAACUUAACUUUUAUAACUUUUUCUACUACUCUUUGGCUAAGUAACUAAUAAAUAUUAUUUUAACGUUACUUUUUUUCACCUAUUUCAACUUUUAUAUAUAUUGCAUAGACAAGUAAAAUUAUACGUGUUGACGUAAUAAAACGACACGAGAAAAGGAAAACACGUUUGUUAAAAAAUUAAUACAGUAGACAUUAACGAUAUUGAAAAAUUAUUUUAUUUUCUAGCGCUGCUUGUUUGUUUGCUCACUAGUAAGAAGAAAAUAAUGAUAAUAAUCCUAUACAAUAUUAUAACGUAUCCUAGCGAUACAAAGUGACUGUAGAACAAAGCUAGAGAUUAAUGUAAAACGACGUGUCAAAACUCGUAAAAAUAAUAAACGGUUUUU
Messenger RNA from Copidosoma floridanum, 2481 nucleotides. RefSeq names its product fascin domain-containing protein singed (gene singed). Gene Ontology annotation, molecular function: protein-macromolecule adaptor activity; actin filament binding. The record is from RefSeq and is a predicted model, not a curated record. Gene Ontology annotation, biological process: actin filament bundle assembly; establishment or maintenance of cell polarity; cell migration. NCBI's taxonomy places the organism in Eukaryota, Metazoa, Arthropoda, Insecta, Hymenoptera, Encyrtidae. Gene Ontology annotation, cellular component: cytoplasm; actin cytoskeleton.